This is a messenger RNA of Closterium sp. NIES-65, 207 nucleotides long. NCBI's taxonomy places the organism in Eukaryota, Viridiplantae, Streptophyta, Zygnematophyceae, Desmidiales, Closteriaceae. The record is from the annotation of a GenBank genome assembly.
AUGCGAGAGCGGCGCAGGAGAGAAAGAAUAAGUGAGUCACUGAAGCGGUUGAGAAUGACUGUGCCUUUGGACCUGCUGGGUCCGCACCAAGACCUGGGAUCCAUGAUAGAAGGAGCCGUCAACUACAUUCAAGUCAUGCAGAUGCGACUGUCAGAGCUGCAGCAGCGAGUGCUGGAGGGGGAGAUCAGAGCACGCCUCAACAGGUAG